CAAAAAAAAAAUUUUUAUAAGAAAUCUUUCAUUUUACAUGGGACAAUUUAAUCUUACAUUUAUUAAUAUUAUAAAAUAUUUAUUUUUCUACAAUAGAGAAUGUUUUUCAGUAUAAUUUUUCAUUUUGUCACCCUCCGUCCCGUACCCACACCACAACCUAACUAAUUAAUUAAUUUCUGAAUAACCAUUUCAGUGCUUAUAUAUCACCAACUAUUAUUAUUGCUCCAUCCAUCCAUUAACCCAGAUACUACAUACUAUACUAGCCUUUCUACCUACCUAGCUAGCAGCUGCGUAUAUCCUCUCACCCCUCGCACAUGGCUGCUGCAGUCGCUGCCGCCGCCGCCGCAGCUACCUCCACUGUCAAGCACAACACCAGCAGACUCUCUAUUGCCAUGGAGAGAACUGGCCAGUGGGUUUUUUCACAAGAAAUUCCAACCGAUGUUGUCGUCCAGGUCGGAGAAGCUAACUUCUCCCUUCACAAGUUCAUGCUGGUGGCGAAGAGCAACUACAUCAGAAAACUCGUAAUUGACUCCAAUGAAGCGGACCUCACCCGCAUCAAUCUCUCUGACAUUCCCGGCGGACCUGACAUCUUCGAGAAAGCCGCCAAAUUCUGCUACGGCGUCAAUUUUGAAAUCACCGUUCACAACGUCGCCGCUCUUCGCUGCGCCGCCGAGUUCCUCCAAAUGUCCGACCAAUACUGCGACUCCAACCUCGCCGCCCGCGCCGACGACUUCCUUUCUCAAGUUGCCUUGACCAGCCUUUCCGGCGCCGUCGUCGUCUUGAAAUCUUGCGAAGAUCUCCUUCCCAUGGCCCAAGACCUCAAGAUCGUUCAAAGAUGUGUUGAUGUCGCCAGCGUUAAGGCCUGCAAUGAGGCCAACUUUCCGAGUCGUUCCCCUCCAAACUGGUGGACGGAGGAACUAUCGAUCUUGGACAUCACUUCCCUGCAAAAGAUCAUUUCCGCCAUGAGAGCUCGAGGAGCGAAAACUCUAACCAUCGCCAGCGCUCUCAUAACCUACGCGGAGAGGUCGCUUCGAGAUCUAGUCAGAGACCAUACCGGCAACGGCACGAGGUCGUCAGAUCCGGCAGAUUCCGCCGGGAGAAGCCACCAGCGGCAGCUUUUAGAGUCGAUCGUGGCUCUCUUGCCCUCGGAGAAGGCUGCUUUUCCGAUAAACUUCCUCUGCUGCCUCCUCCGAUCGGCCGUAUUCUUGAAAGUCUCGAGCAGCUGCAAGAGCGAGCUGGAGAAACGGAUCUCCGCGAUCUUAGAGCAUGUCACCGUAGACGACCUGCUGGUGCUGUCGUUCACGUACGACGGCGAGAGGUUGUUGGGCCUGGAAAGCGUAAGGAGGAUCGUGUCGUGGUUCGUGGAGAAGGAGAAAAGCGCUGCCGUGUUCAACGGAGGGGAUUUCAAGGAGGCGUGGUCGACGGCAAUGCAGAGGGUAGCGAAGACCAUCGACGCGUAUUUAGGGGAGAUCGCGACCUACGCCGAACUCAGCAUCUCCAAAUUCAACGGCAUCGCCAUACUGGUGCCCAAAGGAGCCAGGAAGGCCGACGAUGACCUCUAUCGGGCCGUCGAUAUCUACCUCAAGGCACAUCCGAAUCUGGAAGAAAUCGAGCGUGAGAAGGUGUGCAGCGUGAUGGAGCCGAUGAAGCUGUCAUACGAGGCAAGGGUGCACGCAUCCCAGAACAAGCGGCUGCCGGUACAGGCGGUGCUGCACGCGCUCUACUACGAUCAGCUGAAGCUGAGGAGCGGCGCUGCCGAAGUGGACGUCGACCGGAAAACAGACGCGGCAUCGACGAGGAGUAGCCAGUUGCAGUCGGAUGUGGCGCUGAUAAGAGAGAACGAGACGCUGCGGUCGGAGCUGAUGCAGAUGAAGAUGUACAUCUCAGAGCUGCAGCAGGGGAAAAGCGGCAGCAGGACAAUUAAUCAAGGAACGGGGACGACGACGUACGGUGGGAAAGGGAACAAAUCGAAGGGCAAAUUCUUUUCGUCGGUGUCGAAGACGCUGGGAAAGUUGAACCCGUUCCGGCAGGGAUCUAAGGAUACCUCCAACAUUGAGGACGCCGUCGUGGAUGUUACCAAGCCCAGGAGAAGAAGGUUCUCCCUCUCCUAGCUCAUUUAAGGUAUCUAAUUAAAUUUUCAGUUUGGAUCGAGUGUAUGAAUUAAUUAGGAUUCAACAAUUUAUAUAUAUAUAUAUAUAUGAUUGCAAAGUUGGAUGCGUACGGUGAUUAAUUCGUCAAAUAAUUACCAUUAUUUUUUUUGAAUUACGCACCGGUAUCCACGUGUCCUUUUUACGGUUGAUUAGUUCCGCGUCCAUUGAAGUUAAACUUAUAAUUCUAAAGGAAGGAUAAAUUCAAGAAUCAAAA
This is a messenger RNA of Malania oleifera, 2364 nucleotides long. Its product is annotated as root phototropism protein 2. NCBI's taxonomy places the organism in Eukaryota, Viridiplantae, Streptophyta, Magnoliopsida, Santalales, Ximeniaceae. The record is from RefSeq and is a predicted model, not a curated record. The transcript has 5 exons. Gene Ontology annotation, molecular function: protein binding. The coding region runs from base 315 to 2111 and encodes 598 amino acids.